ACUUACUUCACUCAGACGCCACCGAAGGGAUUGCUGCUAGCUCUCCACACUUUACUUUGCUCCAAGCCAUCCAUGGGAUACAGUAAUCAAGGCGGCCAUGAGAAAAUACCCCAAUCCCAUGAAUCCUUGUGUUGUUGGUGUGGAUGUGGUUGACCGAAGUCUUGAUACUCAAGGACGAUUGCAUAGCCACAGACUCCUCAGCACAGUGUGGGGGCUGCCAGGCCUUGUGAGGGCAAUUCUUGGCAGCAACAGAACUUUAACUUACAUAAAGGAACAUUCCGUAGUUGAUCCAGUAGAAAAAAGGAUGGUUUUGUACUCCACAAAUAUUACAUUGACAAAUUUGGUGUCCGUGGAUGAAAGAUUGGUUUAUACACCACAUCCCAAAAAUCCAGAUGAGACAAUACUGACCCAAGAAGCCAUAAUUACUGUGAAAGGAGUCAGCCUGAGUAGUUAUCUAGAAGGACUAAUGGCUAAUACAAUAUCUUCAAAUGCCAGAAAGCUGUGCCGGCUGCGGCACAUCAGCUUUACUUUAAUUUCCAGUGCUGUUCCAGCACAGUCUGCUUGUUCCCUCAUUCUGAAGUUCCUGUGCAGUGACUCACAAAAAUGGGAGUGGAUGCCAGUGUGA
Molecule: messenger RNA, 625 nt
Organism: Bombina bombina (fire-bellied toad)
Lineage: Eukaryota; Metazoa; Chordata; Amphibia; Anura; Bombinatoridae
Gene: PRELID3A
Product: PRELI domain containing 3A
Exons: 6
Coding region: 98-625 (175 amino acids)
Biological process (GO): phospholipid transport
Cellular component (GO): mitochondrial intermembrane space
Molecular function (GO): phosphatidic acid transfer activity
Source: RefSeq, a predicted model, not a curated record